AUGGAAGAUGGCAUUAUGCAGGAAUCUCAACUAUUAAGACCAAAGCCAUUCCUUUCCCACCCGAUCCCAGAAUGCUCGUGUACAACUGUUAAGACUUCUGAGAAUCUACAUCCGGGCAUGAACAGUAAUCUCCAUGUUCCGUUUGGAGGACAGGAUGAGUGCCCCAAUUGGAUGGUACAAGCUACAAAAACAGGUGGAACCCAAGAGAGCACUGAUGAAGAGACUGAAACACAAGAAGAUGAGAUUGAUUCGGGACAGGAGGAAUCUGAUGGCAGUGGUGAAGCUGACACAAUCCCUUCUGUGGAGCUGGACGAGGAAAUGGAUCCUGAUGACUAA
This is a messenger RNA of Fraxinus pennsylvanica, 336 nucleotides long. The record is from the annotation of a GenBank genome assembly. NCBI's taxonomy places the organism in Eukaryota, Viridiplantae, Streptophyta, Magnoliopsida, Lamiales, Oleaceae.